AACUCCAAACAUGUUACUACAACAAACGCGCUGGUGGGUCUCAUUCUCCAUAAAGUAAAUAAACACCUCUCACAAUAUAAACAAAGACCAUCACCAUGUGCACCUCCUGGUUAACAUCCAUAAAGAAAAAGGUUAUUUUGGCACCUCACGUCUUUCAUCUGCAUUCAUGCUAGUGCUGAUCCACAAUGAUAGCAAACCCUUUUUUUCAUAUAUAGUGGUGUAUUUUAGACAAACCUUUAGCAUGGUGUUGUUAUGGAGCACAUGUGCCAGGCAGAUUAGGACUCAUUCAGGAGAAACUAGGAACUAACUAGGCUUUAUUGAAGAAGCACAGGACACACAGGGCACACAGCUAAAUGGAGGACGUGAUAAUGUGACGGAGAAACUGAGACAAUAUGUCCCAAAAAGUUGAUUCUGUUCAUCUGCACAUAGCAUUUUCAGUGGGAGAAACAUUUUGUCACUCAUUCUUUUGGUGCCUUCGCAGUUUUGACAAAUGUCCAGCUGGGAUAACCACAUUUACUCAGGGCCUUUUUGGUAUGAUGAAGACAUAGACAUCCUGGACAGGGAGGAACGCUGGUUUGAGCGGGGAGUCAAGGAGGUAGUACAGGACCCAGCCGUGCCUCAUUCCAUCUCGCUCCUUCUUGACACAAGUCCCAAACUGGAUAUGGCAGGAAAAGCAAAUACGGAUACGGAGGAAAGAGGAGAGAGGAGACUUGCAAGAGCACAAGUGCUUUUUACCUAACUUCAGCGUCUAGGAAGAGCUGGACUGUACAAAGGAGAAAGGUGGACUCUUCAAACAUUUCCUCCUUUGUUUAAUUUUUUAAAGAUGGUCACAGUUUCUGCUCUUUCCUGUUUACGUGCUUAGAAAAAGGUACGACUUGUUGUGACUUUGCGCCCUCUCGAAACGUCAUGAGCACUGUGACGCUACAAAUCAUAAUAUGUAGCCGUAGGCGUGAUUUAACACGGCUUUCUCAUAUAUGGGCGACGCAGCUGUGUAGUACCUCUAGUCCUGAACACAUUUCUCUUUCAAUGCUAUUUUCUAUCGAGAUCAAGAACAAGUAAUUGGGAAAAUAAUUUUCUGAACUAUUGGAUCCAUCUUAAAAUAUCGUGCCUGAAGAUCAGGAAGAUGAGGUUCUCAUUAGUGGCAUGUCUAUUUUUUUUACAUAUCUGUUGUCUGGCUGUGGGAAACGAUUGUUCUCCGAGGAUGAUAUUCACACAGAAAGAAGCUGCAAUGAAUAUGUUAGAUCUUCCUCGUGAUCCACCUGUGCAGAUUCUUCUAAAAGAGCAGCCGGACACUGUCUUAGCUGUUGGAAAAACAUACCUAAAUACCUACAACAUUAAAAACCCGAACAAGAGUCCUAUACCGAUGGCACCGAUGCGGUUGGAGAAUUGCAACAGUGAUUGCAGCUAUAACAUCACUUUGGCCCACCUUAUGGAAGAUGCUAACCAGUUGUUUGUGUGUGGAACCACUGAUGAAACAGUUUGCUGUAACUCGAAUUUGGCAGAACAGCCAUCUAUAUGCAAGGAGAGUUUAAUAACACCCUCCUUUAACAUAAAGGAGGGUGACCUGUCGGCCCUUGCAGAAUCUGAACAAAGUACAGAUCUCUACCUAACACGCUCUGGAUCUGAUGAAUCUGUUGGCAUUCACAAAUUUGGUAAAGCAAGAGUGCGGCCAAAGAACCACCAUAAAGAGCAGCAUUAUGUAGGAUUGAUGCUCAGCAAACGCGAAGACGAUCCCUCGCAGAACAGAGUUUAUGGCUUCUAUAGGGAGAAAAGCAAAGACACUGGACUGUUCAGUGAAAUGUGGCUCCCCUUUGUGACCCAGGUUUGCAUGACAGAUGUUGGUGGUCCUAAGAACAACUUGCAGUUUACCUGGACAUCCCAGAUGAAUGCCAGGCUCUUCUGUGGAGAUCCUGAGAGAAAACAGCAUUUCUCUGAGCUGGUGGAUGUUUCCACUGUGGAUGCAGAUCGAUGGCAGGAUACUAAGAUCUAUGCACUCUUUAGAAAUGAAUGGGGGAUGAGUGCUGUCUGUGUCUACACGAUUGAAGGUAUCAACAAAAUCUUCGAAAACUCCCCAUUCAAAGGCUACACAAAAGCUGAGAUGGACAGACCAAGGAUGUGCGCUCCUGAUAGCACUAAGCUUCUAGUGGACACCGUGAAGAAGAUUGACAAGACUUCAGAGAUGGAGCAGUUGGUUCAUCCUGUCAGCAACCCUGGCCUUCUUUUCUUUAAUCAUCACAAGUAUACCCACAUCAAAGUUGACAGUAAACCAAACAGCAGAAGUAUUAAUCAGAACGUCAUCUUCCUAUCUUUAAAUAAUGGAGGGAUUCAUAAGGUGCUGCAGAAUGAAAGUCACACCUUUGUAAUUGCUGAGUAUCAACCAUUCAAACAAAAAGCGCAUGUUCUCAGCAUCAUCCUUCAGUCUACCUUUAAAAAGCUGUAUGUGAACAGUGGAAGUCAACUGGUCCAACUUGAUGUAGCAGACUGUUCCCAGUAUGGAGACACCUGCCAGGACUGUAUGUUAUCCAGAGAUCCUUACUGUGGCUGGAAUGGCACCCAGUGCAUACGUGAAACAAAGGGGAGCUGGCAUGAUGCAGCCACUGGGGACAUUUCCAUCUGUAUUGGGCACAAUGCAUCAAAUUAUACAGGUGACCCAGUCCCAGUCCCACGUUACUCAAAGUAUUUCCUUCAAUGCCCAGUGUCAUCCCGUCAUGCUCAGUACAGUUGGCAGCACGAUGAAAACUCUACAUCCUGUAGCUCUGGGAAAGAGCAGUGCCUUUAUCUGAUUGACAGCAUGGACAGUAGGUGCAAGGGAAUUUACAAAUGUAUAUCACAGGAGAUGGGUUACAGUAAAGUCCUGGUACAGUACGAACUACAGGUGGAGAGCAAGGCGAAGAUCCAGCAAUACAAACAACAGUGGCCGAAUAAGGCAGAGGGCCGAAAGACAAGCCCAGUGAUCUGGGUUUGCCUAAUGAUGGUUCUGAUUAAGAGUUUGUCCUUUUAGUUCCUCAGUGAUGUAAGUUAGAGGCUGAAUCUGUGAUAUUCUAAAAUCUUAAAUUGGUUACAAUUACUGUUUUUUCAGUGACAGCUAUUGUUUCUUUACUUACAUUAAUUAACUGCACUUCCAACAUCUGUGUAAACAUCUGUAACAGCUGUGGCUCAGACGGGUAAUGCAAGCCAUUCGCGUUGUUUUGUUUGGUUUUUCUAGUGCAAUAUCAACUCUCUGCAAUAGAUGUAGUUUUUCUAAACAGAUAAUGACCUUAUGAAUUGUAUGAAAAUGUAAAAGUUAUUUUAACUCUUUCUUCACAAAUUGCUGAGAAGCCCUUAUGUGUUUUGAAAAGACUGCCAGUGUUUUAGAGCAUUUUUAUUCAUGCACGUGUUGCAAUAUGAAACUUUCUAUUUCUAAUCUUUAGUGUUAUUGACGUGCUGUGAAAAAAUAUUUGGCCCCUUCCUGAUUUUUUUUUUAAUUUUUUUGUGAAAAAGUAACUGGUUGUGCCAACCUUUGCAGCAAGAACUGAAAUCAAGUAACUGCAAUAAUUGGCAAUCACAUCACUGUAGAGACAUUUUUGACCAUUCUUUUUUGCAUAAUUGUUUUAAAUCAGCCACAUUAUUUUGUGGAGUGGCCUUGAGCCAAUCAGAGAGGAAUUUGCUAGUGUGUUUUUGAUCAUUCUCCUGCUGCAUAACCCAAGUGCACCUGAGCUUCCGGUUACAGAUUUAUGGCCCUACAUUCUCCUUCAGGAUCCUCUGGUAGAGAUCAGAAUUCAUGGUUCUGUUAUGGUUAGUCAUCCAGGUCCCCAGACAAUCACACUUCCCACCCCUAUGUUGUUUCUCAGCUGUGUCUUUAGAUUGUGGCCUUAUGGGUUGCUUUUUGAGAUCUGUUAGCUGCUUCUCUUUGUCAGACAGGCUCUAUUUAAGUGAACCUUUGUCUAAAUUUUGUUUGAUGAUCUGAAACAUUUAAGUGUGACAAAUAUGGAAGUGAAUACUUUUUCACAGCACUGAACGUUACAACGGUUUCCUGUAAUGUGAAAUUUUAUCUGAAUGUAUGUUUCGCACUUUAAAAAUUCCUGUCAUGUCUGCUACCUCAAGCUUUAGAUUUCAGAAGACUGAGGCACUGUGUCAGUAUAAACAUUCACACAUCUUUUGUUAAUAGCAGCUAUUGUUGAAGGCUGUUUCUGCAUCAACACAUUUUUUUUUGUCCCUCAGGUUUCAAAUUGCAAAUAAGUUGCUGCACUGCCAAAUACUUGAUCUGACAGUACAAAGUACAAAUGCCAAAUUAAUUUUAUUAGAUCUUUUAUUCUGUGACGCCUAGCAAAAUACAGGAGAGAAUACAGUGUGUUGUUAAAUUCAUGCUGUGCUGCAAAAUUACCAAAAUACUCACUUUCUGAUUUCUAAUUUGGCCCAACACAGCAAGCUUUUCCACAUUUAGUAAUCGCAGGCCAUAAAUUGAUUAUUUGUAGUUAAUUAUAUUUCAUUUGUUUGUUUUUAUCUUUUUUGUAUUUAUUUUUUUGAUCCGUUGUUCUAUCUUGCUUAUUUUAAACUUGCACUUAGGUUGGCCUUGUUACCUUUAAACAUGCCAACCUUAAUGAAAUUGACCACUGGGUGGGUGGAUGGAUGUGUGGGGCUGUGUGUAGAUGGAGGUUGUGAAUGCAAUACAGGGUUGUGCCGUGCGUGUGUGUGUGUGUGUGUGUGUGUUUUCAUGCAAAUCUUUCAUAAUCUAUUCAGUACCAGUGAAUUUCACUUUUGAACUUUGAGCUUUUGAACUGAUCUGUACGUUUAAAAAGACAUACAUAAGCAAAUCUUAUAUUGUGUAUAUAGUUUUUCCAUCUCCAUAUAAGGAUAAUUCUAUUUUUAUGCUGCAGCUUCCUUCCUUUUUUUAUUUCGAGUUUAGUUCGUCAAAACCUGACUAAAUCACAACUUUAAAAGAGAAUAGCUGCCACCACGAAUCAUUUCCAUGUUUCAGUCUCAGAGGAACUGUGAUAUUUAGCUUCCUUAAAACACACCUGUAUUGAAAAAACACAGACACAGUUUAGAAGUAAUUAACUUUUAUACCACAAGUUGCAUACAAAAGUUGAAUGUAGCUAUUGUAAUGCUACACACCAGUUAUUGAAUGUUCCGCCUGAGUGUUUUCAAUAUCAUCAUCUUGACACUGUGAAACUUAACGUGACAUUCUGACUGAGAAACAGUUACUCAGGAAAAAUGCAGAUGAGAAUACAAUCAUAGGGUAGUGAAGCAUGUUCUGCAGACACUGAAUGGGGAUUCAGGGUCACAGGAGGCUGGAACCUAUCCCAGCUGUAAAACAGUGAGAGACGGGGUGCACCCUGGACAGGUUGUCAGUCUGUUGCAGUAAUGGCGAUCACAAUAAACAAACUGACUGUAAAAUAUUAUCAUUAUAUAAGACAAAAUUAUGACCCAGGUCAUAUAAUAUGGUGUUAAAUAUUGCUUUAACACCAUAUUAUUCUACCUUGUACAACAUGGUGUUGUUCAUUCUGUUCCAUGUUUUAGAUUUCACAAGCUCUAUUUAGCAGCUGGACAUUGAUUGGAGACUGAAGUGCUAAUUUUAAAUUAGGACCAAAAAAGACCAGUUCCCUCUACUUCCUGAUUUCUAGCCAGUGGGUGCUGUGUGAAUGUGUUUAUAGUGGUGUGUGUGUGUUUUCUGACUUGCAAAGUGGCAGCAAUUUUGUACAUAUUCAAAAUAUAUUUUUUUUACAAGCAGUCCUGGUAGCUGUAGUCUUUUUCUUUCAACAGCCUUGCCACGUGCUAGGUUAAUUCAUUUUUUGUUUUUGUGUUACAUUAUUGUUGUUGUUGUUGUUGUUUUUAAAAUAUAUAUAUUGCUUGUUGUUUUAGCUGCACCCACGCUAAUAUUGUUCUGUGUGAAAAAGACAAAUA
Molecule: messenger RNA, 5883 nt
Organism: Pelmatolapia mariae (spotted tilapia)
Lineage: Eukaryota; Metazoa; Chordata; Actinopteri; Cichliformes; Cichlidae
Product: semaphorin-7A
Exons: 16
Coding region: 1124-3001 (625 amino acids)
Biological process (GO): positive regulation of axon extension; regulation of inflammatory response; integrin-mediated signaling pathway
Cellular component (GO): external side of plasma membrane; plasma membrane
Molecular function (GO): chemorepellent activity; semaphorin receptor binding; integrin binding
Source: RefSeq, a predicted model, not a curated record